Molecule: messenger RNA, 1545 nt
Organism: Lachancea thermotolerans CBS 6340
Lineage: Eukaryota; Fungi; Ascomycota; Saccharomycetes; Saccharomycetales; Saccharomycetaceae
Gene: HIM1
Product: Him1p
Exons: 1
Coding region: 1-1545 (514 amino acids)
Source: RefSeq, a predicted model, not a curated record
AUGGGCACUACAUGCGUGGGCGUGGACCCAGAAAACCCUCCUACGACGAACAGCAGCCCUCUGCAGCGGCUAAAGGGAAAGAGCGGGAGUAUCUUUAAGCCGCGGCAAGAGACACCAAUUCAUCGCCAGAAUGCUAUCAGGCAUGACCAGAUUCUGAUCUGGCCGCGGCAGCCAUCGCCGGUACGUUCUACGGAUGAUCUGGCAGACGGCAUGGUGAGCCUAUCGACACAGCGCGUGACAGACAACGUUUUGAUCCUAGGCGCAACAGGGCUCACAGGGAGCUUGAUACUCGCAAAUUUGGCACAGCCCUGGAUCUACCUCAAUGCGACCAACGAUCUGCAGAGCAAGGUGGACAGCCUAUAUCCCGCAGACCUAGAGCGGUUCACAAAACACAAUAUCUUUGUCAAAAAACCGAAAUCACCUUUGUGCAAUAUUCUCGUGAGAAGAAAAUCCAUCGAGGUAACAAAAAACCUCUACUGCUUGGCGCGUAGACCCAUCGCAGUCGAGGGCAUGCCCUUGGACGGGCUCGAUGCCUCGUGGGAGCACACGGUUCGCUGCAAAGGGUUCGACUUGAUUUGCGGUAAAGGCGGCAUUUCACGGGAUUGCACGCUCGAGAGGAAUGCAGCAAUGUAUGAGCUGGCUAGUACGCACAAUUGUCCAGGCCGCGAAAUAAUAUUGCAGCUGCAAAGCUUCUCCUUCAAGCUCGUCUAUGAAAAUUCUCGCGACCCACACGGAGAUACCUGCGGGCACGCAUUGAUGGUGAAGCUCAACAUUAAUGUUAUCUGUGUGAUCGACACAGACUCACAAAGAUGGCCGGCUCUACUCACCGACGUGUUUGGGGAGCAGCCAAUGAAACGAGGGUUGAUACCGCAAGGGCAAGGUUUGGAAGGUAUUUCGCACUGGGAAUUUCCUUCCUUGGGGGACGUUGGCACCUUGGUUUCUGCUCUAGGAUCAACCCGGCAUCAGGAGAGGAAAUCAAGUAUCCCCCGCCAUUAUGUGGAUUAUGAGUUGAACCUCACCUUGGCCCAAGAGUUCUGCCAGCGCAAGGCACGCGGUACAAGAAAAAAGAUAGUUGUUGUCACCAGCUUCAACAGCUCACUCUUGAGUACUGUGAGUAACUAUUUUCAAACAAAGCUCAAGCUGGAACAGGACCUUUACACCAAGGUCCAUGGUAUGGAUAACCUGGUCUUAUUGAGGCCCGGUCCGCUUGUAGGUAACCACACCCCACAUGCGCAAACCCCCCCGGCCACGAAUAAGUUUACCUUUCUUCCAGCCGCCCUUUUCCACAUCUUGGUACUCAAGAAAAGAUGUUUCGACCGCAAGGUGAGACUCCUAAGGGAUUUGAUGAAAGUGGGACUUCGUGCUAAACUGAGUGAGUUGGGUGCACGCCUAGCCUACCAGCACCCCUGUUUGCAACUUGUCAGCAGUGUCAAUGCCGCUCACAAAGUCGCAUUCUUUGCUGCGAGCAGAGCUAUAUAUUCCCCUGAUUCUGCGUCUUUCGUAGAGCUUAUAAAGAGUGAUGAGAUCGAGAAAAUGGCUAAUUAG